AUGGCUUUUUCUAUAUUAUUUUCUAUAACACAAUUAGUAAAAUAUACUUUUGGAAAUUAUGGAAUAUAUUCAUCCGAGUUUUUAGAAAAUCAGCCUAUCUUUAGAACAUACGAUACACAUCGAAAUUCUCCGCUAUCCGAAAUGACAAAUAAACAUAGAUUUUCAAAGAUUCAUGCAUAUUCUCCUCAUACAUUGGUUGAUAGUAUACAUCCUUAUUAUAUUCGUGCAGAGUCAAAAUUUAAACCUGACGAUGUAACAGUUAUUACAUUUGUUACCCACAAUCGUUUAAACGAAUUAGUUAGAUUGGCUGAAUUAUGGAAAGGGCCAAUAUCAGCAACUUUACAUAUACCUUCUAAAAUAGGAUUAACUGACCCACUUAUAGUUGAAACGAUUAACUCAAUUAAAAAAAUUUAUAAAAAAAAAACAAAUUUACGAAAACAAAUCGACAUUCAUCUUAUAACCGGCCCAUCAACUUCACUUAAUGAAACCUUAUUACCAACUCCAACUAAUUUUCAUGUAAAUGUUGCUCGUUUUUUUGCUAGAACUGAAUUUAUUUUCUUUCUUGAUUUUGAUACUUGGCCAACGCCUGAAACUCAUUCAAAUAUUAAGCGUUAUGCUGAUAUAUUAAUUAAAAAUAAUGUUUUAAUUUUACCUACUUUUGUAUUUAUUGAAAAUGUUGAACAUGUUGAAAAUAGCACUAUUCAUUAUAAGUUUCCUAAAACAAAAAACGAUGUAAUUCGUUUAGUUAAUCGACGUAAAUUAGGUUUGCAAGAUUAUGGUUGGGAAAUUAAUAGUGGUCCAACUUGUUUAGAUAGUUGGUUAAAAGCUGAUGAAUUGUUUCAUGUUGAAGAAUAUGAAUUACAUUAUAGACCAAAUUUCGUUGCAAGAAAAGGUGGUCAGAUUCCUUGGUGUUCGGAACGAUUUGAUGAUAAUAAAGCAGCUUGUAUUUUUGAAAUAUAUUUAAGUGGUGCCGAAUUGUAUGUUGAUCCUAACAGUUUCUUAAUUCGACAUCAUUUUGAUCAAGAUUCUCAUCUCGUAAACUAUGGAGAUCCACAUUGGCAGAAAGUAAUUAAUAGCCGCAUGUACACAAAUUUUUCACGAGAGGUUUGUCUUUUAUAUGUUAGAACAUUUGUAGCAAUGGAUUUAUGGAAAUCACCUAUUUCUGAUCACGUAAAGCAAGAAUGUCAGAGAGUUUUGGCAAGUUGGGGUUCAGGUUUAAUAAAGAAUUCUGAAAAAUAA
Messenger RNA from Rhizophagus irregularis DAOM 181602=DAOM 197198, 1239 nucleotides. RefSeq lists its product as uncharacterized. Gene Ontology annotation, biological process: protein O-linked glycosylation via mannose. Gene Ontology annotation, molecular function: xylosyltransferase activity; glucuronosyltransferase activity. The record is from RefSeq and is a predicted model, not a curated record. NCBI's taxonomy places the organism in Eukaryota, Fungi, Glomeromycota, Glomeromycetes, Glomerales, Glomeraceae.